UUCUUGUUUAUUUUUUUAUGAUUACUCAUAUAGUCAAUCCUCACUAUUUAUUUUUUUAAUAUUAUUAUUCCCUUUCUUUUUAUUUGACCUUAUCUUAUUACCAUGGCACAUGAUAUUACAGCACGAUUAGAGUACCUUGGUAUUGUUGAUAAACUGAAAGAAGAAGAACAAACGUUACCUACUCCUGAUAAUGAGCAACAAAUGGACUUCCCUGAAUCUGUAAUGAUGGAAGAAAAAGAACUUCGAAGGAUCUCUUUACCUGCAGAUGCUUAUAAAAGAUCAAAGUUUACUUCCUGGAUUCAAUAUAAUCUUCCUACUCCUCCAAGUAGUCGUACCAAUAGUAACUCAAGUAGUCAUCGUAGAAGUGUCAAAUCAAUUUCAAGUAUCAAAUCAACUUCAAGUGAUCCUUCUUCGCCAAUAUCUUCUUCACCCAUUUCUUCUUCACCUACUUCUUCUUCGCCAACCAAUUCUGAACCAUCCUCCGUACAUAUCUCUUAUGAAACAUCUCCUCCUCAUCAUCCUACUCCUCCACCUCGUUCUUCUUCUUUACAAAUCAAUCCUACAACAACAACAACAACAACAACUGGAUCUCGACUUUUACCUCAACGAUCUACAUCAUCCUCUAGUCGUCAUAAGAAAAAGAAGCGACUACUUCCUUUGGUAUCUCGGAUUCGUUUGUGUCCUACGGAAAGAGCAAGAUUAGCAACAAGUAUAGAACCUCCUGAACCUCCACCACAAUUAUUACUAUCUGCCAUUCAUUGCGAAGAACAAGAAUAUACCAAAAGAAAAUCAGCUUCUCAAAAUGAUAUUGAACAACAACAUGAUGGAGAUAUGACCACUUCUAGCGCCUCAUCAUCUAUAGUCACACCAACAACUCCAACUUCAACUCAAACAUUUUGUUGGUAUGAUACUCAGAAUCCUCUUUCACUUUCAGCAUUCUCCGGUGAUACAUCCAAUCAUUCACCUUUACGACGUAGAUCAAGUUGUCCAUCCAAACCUACAAAAGAUAUCAAUACUCCAGAAUGUGCUAUGAUGCGUUCUUUUGUCUCUUCAGCCAAGUCUUCUUCACCACUUCCAAUGUCUCCCACUUCUUCAUUACCGGUGGACAAUGAUGUAUUUGAUAAUAACCAACAAUGUGUACUUUCUUUUUCAGCCAUGAAACCUAGAACUCGACCUCUUAAACGACGCACUAGUGGUAAACGAGAAAGGAAAGCUCUUCAAGUUUGGCAUGAUUCUUUGGUGGAAUCUUUGAAAAAUGAACAAAAUGAUACAUCUUCUUCUUUGAAAGCAAGUAAUCGAUCAGCUUCAGCUCAAUCUUUGGGUCAACAAUUAUCUUUGUCCAACGAAAAACGAGAACGGAAUGCAUUGACAAGAAAAUUUAUCCUACGUGAAUUCUAUUUGACGGAAGUGACAUUUUGGAAUCAAUUGUACUACUCAAAAGUGAUGUUUGCCGAUGCCCUUCAAAGAGCAUUAGACGUACGUAGUCCUUUUACAAGAUUAUCUGAUAUGGAUCUUUUUGCGAAUUUACCCGAUUUGAUGCAGUGUUCUUCUCAUUUGAUUCGAUCCAUGUCUUCCUUUUUGGAAUAUCCUUCUCGUGCCGAACAACCUACAGACAACUAUGUCCCACCUUCUCCUAGUACAUCGAUUUCUUCUGGUAGUACAUUACCGAUCCAUCUCAACUCGGAUACUCGACUUUUACCAUCACCCAAUGACCAACUGAUGUUAGGCAAAGAAAUUUGUGCAAUGGCUCAUCAUUUUGUAGCAUUCUUACGAUGUGCUGUGGAUUACAAGAUGAAUCGAAAACAACUGGAUCAGAAAGAACACAACAAAGGCUUUGCAAGUUAUCAAGAAAAACUAGCCGCUCGCAAGGAAACCAAUCAAUUCCAUGUCCAUGAUUAUUUGAUCAUCCCCAUUCAACGCAUCACUCGCUAUGGCCUCUUGUUAUCUGAUCUGCAGAAACAUACUGAACAAUCUCAUCCGGAUUAUCAUCAUAUCACCCGUGCUCGUAUGAUCUUGACCUCGCUGGCCGUUGCCAUGAACAAAGCUCAACAUUAAUUAGAUUUUUUUUUU
This is a messenger RNA of Halteromyces radiatus, 2070 nucleotides long. Its product is annotated as Dbl homology domain-containing protein. The coding region runs from base 103 to 2055 and encodes 650 amino acids. Gene Ontology annotation, molecular function: guanyl-nucleotide exchange factor activity. The transcript is spliced from 3 exons. The record is from RefSeq and is a predicted model, not a curated record. NCBI's taxonomy places the organism in Eukaryota, Fungi, Mucoromycota, Mucoromycetes, Mucorales, Cunninghamellaceae.